Molecule: messenger RNA, 2741 nt
Organism: Botrytis cinerea B05.10
Lineage: Eukaryota; Fungi; Ascomycota; Leotiomycetes; Helotiales; Sclerotiniaceae
Gene: Bcku70
Product: Bcku70
Exons: 3
Coding region: 224-2173 (649 amino acids)
Biological process (GO): double-strand break repair via nonhomologous end joining; telomere maintenance; cellular response to gamma radiation
Cellular component (GO): Ku70:Ku80 complex; nucleus
Molecular function (GO): DNA helicase activity; double-stranded DNA binding; telomeric repeat DNA binding
Source: RefSeq, a predicted model, not a curated record
GAGCAUUUCCAUUCUCAUCUCCAUCUCCAUCCCCAUCCCCAUCCCCAUUACAUGGCAUGGCAUGAUAUCUCUCUAUUGCACACCACACAUACCGUCUUUCUCUACUGUGGUUUACAUUCAACCAACAUCCAUUUACUGUCCACAUCCUGAUUGUUAGAAACCCAUUGAUUUAGAGUCUACAUCCUCAAUCCAUCCCCUUGACUUUCGAACAAGAUAAACAAGCAUGGCAGAUUCAGAAACGUGGAAGCGCGAAGAGGACGAAGAGGAAGAAGAAGAGGAAGCCGAUGAGAUUGACUAUCGCACACAAAAAGAUGCAGUUCUUUUCGUCAUUGACGUCAGCGAAUCGAUGCUUACUCCCCCUCCACCUUCCGAUUCGAAGAAAGCCGAUACAGAUAGUCCCACGCUUGCCGCUCUUAAGUGCGCUCAUAUGAUCAUGCAGCAGCGCAUCAUCUCCAGCCCGAAGGAUAUGAUGGGUAUCAUGUUAUAUGGCACAGAAGAAACAAAGUUCAAAGACCAAAGUGGAUUGGACACCUCGGUGUAUCCUCACUGCUAUCUUCUCACAGAUCUCGAUAUACCAUCCGCCAAGGAUGUCAGGGCAUUGAAGGAGAUUGUCGAAGACGAAGAGGAAGCGAACAAAAUAUUGAUUCCAACGGAAGAAACUUUAGACAUGAACAACUUGUUAUUCUGUGCCAAUCAAAUAUUCACAACAAGAGCGCCCAAUUUCGGAUCGAGAAGACUGUUCAUUAUAACUGAUAAAGAUGAUCCACAUUCUGGAGAUAAGUCUCAAAAGUCAUUGGCUGCAGUUCGAGCUAAGGAUCUGUAUGAUAUUGGUGUUGUUAUUGAACUGUUCCCUAUAUCGACUCGUGACCAUGAGUUUGAUCGCACUAAAUUCUAUGAUGAUAUUAUUUAUCGUGACCCGCUCGCCGAAGAUCCACCAAUUGUCGGUCCGAACAGUCUCAAAUCUAACGGUGAUGGACUGUCUCUACUAAACAAUCUUAUCUUGGACGUCAACUCGAAACAAGUAGCCAAAAGAUCUCUAUUCUCCAAUCUACCAUUCGAAAUAGGACCCAAUCUCACCAUAUCUGUGAAUGGAUAUAACGUUCUCCACAAACAAACUCCAGCCAGACGUACAUUUGUUUGGAUGGGAGGAGAAGUUCCCGAAAAGCCAACUUUGGAAACGACACAGAUGGCCGAAGACACAGCUCGUGUUAUUCAGAAGGUAGAAAUCAAGAAGGCCUAUCAAUUCGGCGGCUCACAAGUUCUUUUCACUCCGGACGAGCAAAAGCAACUAAAGGAUUUUGGACAACCAGGACUUCGCAUUAUUGGCUUCAAGCCUCAAUCCAUGUUACCCUUUUGGGCAUCUGUACAUAAAUCAACAUUUAUAUAUCCCAGCGAAGCCGACUAUGUUGGCUCAACUCGAGUUUUCUCUGCUCUGUGGGAAAAACUCCUCAAAGAUAAGAAAAUGGGUCUAGGAUGGUACAUCGCUCGCAAAAAUGCUAUUCCUGCCAUUGUCGCUAUUUUACCUUCGGCUGAAAAGCUAGAUCCUGCCACAAACCAACAGAUUUUCCCCGCUGGUCUAUGGCUCUAUCCUAUGCCUUUUGCUGACGACCUCAGAAGUGUAGCAGCGCCAGCUCCUAUAGUUGCGCCGGAUGAACUGAUCGAUAACAUGCGCGUCGUUGUACAACAACUACAGUUACCAAAAGCUCAAUACGAUCCAAGGAACUACCCAAAUCCAAGUCUACAGUGGCAUUAUCGGAUCCUCCAAGCUAUGGCUCUAGAAGAAGAUGUUCCUGAAAACCCGGAAGAUAAAACGGUACCAAAGUACAGGCAGAUAGAGAAGAGAUGUGGAGCGUAUAUUAACGAAUGGGGACGGACUCUCGCUUUUGAGUACGAAAAAUGGUGCAGGGAAAAAGGCAACGCAUUGAAAAGAGAGCGCGAUGAGGGAAUCGAUGAGCCUGAGGUGCCGAGGAAGAAAAAGAUUUUGGUAAAAAGUUCGGCUAAAAAACUGUCAGAGAUGGAUAGAGAGGAGUUGAGUAAUUUGGUAUCGAAUGGAGGAUUGGAAAAAUUCAAGGUGGCUGAUCUGAAGGACUGGCUAUUGGCGAAGGGGCUAAACAGUGCGGGGAAGAAAGCCGAUCUGGUGGAGCGACUCGAGCAGUGGGUAGAGGAUAAUUAAUCGCUCGUUAAAAAGGUGACUUUGAUUUUCGUGAUAAUGUAGGGUUUUGGUGCAAUGGCGUAGGAAAGAUGUACUACUUUGCACAAGUAGGAUAUGUACUUGUUAUGAUUGAAUGCGGCUCCAGAGAUAAUUUCAUCGUCUAGCAAGGUCAAGCUAGUAACAUAAUGAGGUUUAUUAAAAGCAGAAUUCGCUUAUCUUUGUCCAUUCGCAUUGCACUCUUAUCUGAUAUUCAAUUUUGAUCACAGUGCAGAAAAUCAAUAAUAGAUGGUUUUACAGCAGGGCCUAAAGAUGAUAUCACGAAUGGACAUCAAUUGACUCAAGAAUUGCACCAUAAAUUGAUUCAGCACAUGCGCAGCCUGAUUCGCCCAGCCGAUUUUCUACACACGGAUUCACUUUUAGAACCUCGCGGGCAUCUUGUCAAUGAUUUAUAGCGGCUCUUCGAAAAUGUCGCCAUUAGUACGCUUGGCGAGCCGAGAACCACGUAUACAAUCCAACUCACAGAUUGUUGCAGAUCUGGUGUUAUUAGAUAACCCAGUGCCAAUUCCCUAUCAGUAAAUGCAACAUUUCA